Messenger RNA from Phragmites australis (common reed), 1550 nucleotides. Its product is annotated as dof zinc finger protein DOF3.6-like. The transcript has 2 exons. Lineage: Eukaryota; Viridiplantae; Streptophyta; Magnoliopsida; Poales; Poaceae. Gene Ontology annotation, biological process: regulation of DNA-templated transcription. Gene Ontology annotation, molecular function: DNA-binding transcription factor activity; DNA binding. Bases 251 to 1216 code for a protein of 321 amino acids. The record is from RefSeq and is a predicted model, not a curated record.
UCUUGCUCACCCCACCUCAGUCUCAGUACCGAUCCUAGCCUGUCUCAGUCUCUCAGCUCUUCUCUUUCUCUCACCUCCGAUCCCUCUCAGCUGAUUCCCAUUCGAAGCAGCCUCCACUAUCUCCAAGAAGCAGCCACACCAGAAGAAAACUACAAGGCGGCACAAGGGAAAGCAGAGAGGCAAACCCUAACACACAAGACUCACUUUCUCCAGAGCAACCCAGAUAGCAUCUCCUGCAUCACCACCCACCAUGAUCUUCCCCCCUGCCUUCCUGGAUUCCUCGAGCUGGAACGAUAACCAGCAGCAAGCUCACCACCAGGUUGCGGCCAGCGGAGGCGGCGACGGCAAUCAUGAGCUUCUCCAGCAAUCAAUCAUGGGGGGAGCGCUUCCCGAAGGUGGCGGCGGCGGGCAGGUGGGGCCGGCGAAGCCGAUGUCGAUGUCUGAGCGGGCGCGGCUUGCGAGGAUCCCGCUGCCGGAGCAGGGCCUCAAGUGCCCCCGCUGCGAGUCCACCAACACCAAGUUCUGCUACUUCAACAACUACUCGCUGUCGCAGCCGCGCCACUUCUGCCGCGCCUGCCGCCGCUACUGGACGCGCGGCGGCGCGCUCCGCAACGUGCCGGUGGGCGGCGGCUACCGCCGCCACGCCAAGCGCGCGAAGCCCAAGGCGACUGCGGCGGCAGCAACUCCCGGGACAGCGGCGGCCGCCACCGCCGCAUUGGCGCCAGCUGGGUCGACGUCGUCCACUUGCACCACGGCUAACGCGCCCGCUCUCCCGAGCCCUGCCAUGCUAGGCAGCAACUUGUCCAUGCUGCCGCCGCUGCUCCGCCUCGCCGACUUCGACGCCAUGAGCCUUGGCUCAAGCUUCUCCGGGAUGGGGAAGCCUUCCCUUGAUGCCGCGGGCAACUUCUCGGUCGGUGGCGGGCUGGAGCAGUGGAGAGCGCAGCAGAUGCAAGGCUUCCCAUUCUUUCAUGCAAUGGACCAGGGGCCGCUGGCGCCACCUCUGGGAAUGGCAAUACCAGGGAUGUUCCAGUUAGGUCUAGACAGUAGUGAUGGCCGUGGCGGCGUUGGCGGAGAAGACGGGUCAGGAGAGCUUCAUGUGAUGCCAACAAAAAGGGAAGGCUACCCAGCAAGAGGCAUGUAUGGUGAUCAUCACCUCACUGCUGGUUACACUUCUUCCUACUCCAAUCAUCAUGCUACAGGUAACCACCUCUUGUAAGCUGCAAUGACCUUAAUGGCCAGCUACAAUAUUAAUCCUACAAUUAGCUAGAUCGAUAGAGUGUUCGAUGGUAUUGUGAUAUAGAAAAAGCUAGCAUGCAUUUGCAAUGCUUCAAGAACUGGAGAGGAGGGGCUCUGGAUGGGCGAGCUAGCCACGUUUGGUUGAUCGAUCAUGCAUAAUUAUUUCCUAGCUAGUUAGCUUGCAUGAUCAAUGGUUCUGUGUUUUUUUCCUUUAGGUUUCAUCGUGCAUUUGGAGUGAAACUAUGUGUACUGUUGUUGUUCUUCAUUUUGUUCAUGAAAACUUCUAUCAUAUGUCAAUUAUUAUUCCCGCUUUA